UCAAUGGGCGUGGCAGAGGGACGCGAAGCGAACCAGCUGAAAAUCAAAGCCCAAUUGGCACAAACACGCGGUAAAUAGAAUUCGCAAUCGGAAUCGGAAUUGAAAUAGGAAUUCGCAUUCAAAUUCAAAUGCAAAUAGAAAUAGAAAUUGCCACGAGACCCCCACAGAAAAAAAAAUAGCAACUAAAAUACCCAUAAAAUAAUAGGAAAACAAAGAGUGCCAGGAGAAACAGCUGCUGCAGCAAAUAAAAAGAACCGCAACAGCAGCAACAACACUAACAACAACAACAACAACGGCAAUAACAACUCCACCAACAACAACAACGAAAGCAACAAUAUGGAGAAGCUGCUGCAAUCGACGCUGUUUGUCAUCCUGAUAAUGGCCACAAAAUGCGGCAGUGGCUCGACCCAGAAUCAGCAUCACGAGAGCAAUUCCCAACUGGAUCCCGAUCCGGAGUUCAUAGGGUUUAUCAACAAUGUUACAUAUCCGGCUGGCCGUGAGGCCAUCUUGGCCUGUUCGGUGCGCAAUCUGGGCAAGAAUAAGGUUGGCUGGUUGAGAGCCUCCGAUCAGACAGUUUUGGCUCUACAAGGCCGAGUGGUAACCCAUAAUGCCAGAAUCAGUGUCAUGCACCAGGACAUGCACACGUGGAAACUGAAGAUCAGCAAACUGCGGGAAAGUGAUAGAGGCUGCUAUAUGUGCCAAAUAAACACAAGUCCCAUGAAGAAGCAAGUGGGUUGCAUUGAUGUGCAGGUUCCACCUGAUAUUAUCAACGAAGAAUCCUCCGCUGACCUGGCUGUUCAGGAAGGCGAAGAUGCCACCCUCACCUGUAAAGCCACAGGGAAUCCCCAGCCACGAGUCAUCUGGCGCAGAGAAGAUGGAGAAAUGAUUCUCAUUCGCAAACCAGGCAGCCGAGAGCUCAUGAAAGUGGAAUCCUACAAUGGUUCCUCACUCCGGCUGCUUCGUCUGGAGCGGCGUCAGAUGGGCGCCUACUUGUGUAUAGCUUCCAAUGAUGUUCCACCUGCUGUCAGCAAACGAGUCUCUCUGAGUGUGCAAUUUGCUCCCAUGGUCAGGGCUCCCAGCCAACUGCUGGGUACGCCCCUGGGAUCCGAUGUACAGCUGGAAUGCCAGGUGGAGGCAUCGCCGUCGCCCGUCUCUUACUGGCUGAAGGGGGCACGGACGUCCAACGGAUUCGCCAGCGUCUCAACGGCCAGCCUGGAGUCCGGCUCGCCAGGACCCGAAAUGCUGCUCGACGGGCCCAAGUACGGGAUAACAGAGCGGCGCGAUGGCUAUCGGGGCGUCAUGCUGCUGGUGGUGCGUUCCUUCUCGCCCUCCGAUGUGGGCACCUAUCACUGCGUCAGCACAAACUCGCUGGGCCGUGCCGAGGGCACAUUGCGGUUAUACGAAAUCAAGCUACAUCCGGGCGCCUCCGCCAGCAACGAUGAUCAUCUGAACUACAUCGGAGGUCUCGAGGAGGCGGCACGGAAUGCUGCCAGAAUCAACCGGACGACGUGGCAAACUCUGCUCGCCAUGCUGGUCCUCCUGUGGAUGAGGCUGAAACUAAGAGCCGGGGGAGCGUGAUAUCAAAACUGAGAGAAGCAGAGCCGGCAAUCAAGUAUUCCUACAGAUUCCCUCGGACACCGACAUCGACAUCUCUCUCUCUCGCCUGCGUUCUUGUUGUUCGUUUCCGUUUCCGGUUCCGAAUCCCCCAACUCCAACUUAUUGGACCCCAGCCGCCCACGCACACAUACAUAUUGCCGGAGGCGCCUCCCGCUGCCUCAGAUAUCAUUUGCAUACGUAUCAGGAAACGCGUUUUUCCCACCCGCUCAACUCCCCCUUUGCCAACUCCCACUGCCCGCUCCCCCUAAAUAAAACUUAAGACGAUAUCAAAAGUGGACAAUUGGAUGCCAAGCCCUACCAUUUUCCCCAGUCCCAAAUAAUGUUACAUUGCAUAUAAAUUAAAUAUGGAUACUAUAAAAUAGUGCAUAAAAUUUAUUAUCAUAAUAU
Drosophila eugracilis is the source of this 2004-nucleotide messenger RNA. RefSeq names its product lachesin (gene DIP-gamma). Gene Ontology annotation, cellular component: neuron projection. The transcript has 10 exons. NCBI's taxonomy places the organism in Eukaryota, Metazoa, Arthropoda, Insecta, Diptera, Drosophilidae. The record is from RefSeq and is a predicted model, not a curated record. The coding region runs from base 337 to 1578 and encodes 413 amino acids.